AUGUCAAGCAGCAAUAUUUUCAACUUUGUGAAUGAAAUUGUGAUUGAAUGUGGAGUGUGCAAUUAUGUUUUCCCUAAUUUUCAAGCAUUCGUGACCCACAUUGAAGCUCAUUUGAUUCAAGAGAUUCUUGCCAUGGAAGUUUCACCAAUCGAUGGAACCAAGCCAUUUAUCAAAUUGUUGGAUAAACCCAUCCUCAGCAAUGUCUUUUUUGAUGACCAUGAUGAUUUGGAUCUUUCAUUAAAACUCUAG
Sphenostylis stenocarpa is the source of this 249-nucleotide messenger RNA. The record is from the annotation of a GenBank genome assembly. NCBI's taxonomy places the organism in Eukaryota, Viridiplantae, Streptophyta, Magnoliopsida, Fabales, Fabaceae.